Messenger RNA from Acanthochromis polyacanthus (spiny chromis), 6016 nucleotides. RefSeq names its product zinc finger protein GLI2-like. Gene Ontology annotation, biological process: regulation of transcription by RNA polymerase II; smoothened signaling pathway. The transcript has 13 exons. Gene Ontology annotation, molecular function: DNA-binding transcription factor activity, RNA polymerase II-specific; RNA polymerase II cis-regulatory region sequence-specific DNA binding. The coding region runs from base 1 to 3747 and encodes 1248 amino acids. Lineage: Eukaryota; Metazoa; Chordata; Actinopteri; Pomacentridae. The record is from RefSeq and is a predicted model, not a curated record. Gene Ontology annotation, cellular component: nucleus.
AUGAUGGAGACUUCGGAGAAAAAAGAGAAAAUGGACGUGAACGGUUUCACCGACAUUCCGAAGAAGCCGGAGACGAGAGCCUCCCACCACGUCUUCCCCAGCUUCCAUGCUCCCAUCCCCGUCGACAUCCGACACCACGACGGCCGAUAUCACUACGAACCGCUGCACGCCAUGCACAGUCCUGCAGGUUUGACCGGCAGCCCUGUGAUCUCCGACAUCUCACUGAUUCGUCUUUCUCCGGCUGCCGUGGCGACCGGUGACUCUCCCUUCAGCCCUCCUCACCCCUACGUCCACCCCCACAUGGAGCACUAUCUCCGGUCAGUGCAUGGCAGUCCCACCCUGUCCAUGAUCUCCACCACCAGAGGCCUCAGCCCAGCAGAACUGGCCCAGGACCAGCUGAAGGACCGUGGGCUGUUUGGACUUCCUCCUCCGCCCGGCGCCGGUCCGGCUGAGUAUUACCACCUGAUGGCGAGUCAUCGGAGUCCGUACAGUGAGCUGCUGAUGCAGGGGGGCGGAGCCAACGCCGGGGCCCACCUGAGUGAUUACAUCACCCCCAUCGACGUGUCGAGGUUCUCCAGCCCCAGACUGACUCCUCGCCUCGGCAGGAAGAGGGCGCUGUCCAUCUCGCCGCUGUCCGACGCCGCCAUUGACCUGCAGACCAUGAUCCGGACGUCGCCCAACUCCCUGGUGGCCUACAUCAACAACUCCAGGUCCAGCUCGGCCGCCGGCAGCGCCUACGGGCACCUGUCGGUCGGAGGCCUCAGCCCGUCCUUCCCCUUCCAUCACCACAUCAGCCCCAUGGCCUACCAGCAGCUGCUCAGCCAGCAGCGAAGCCUCGGCGCCUUCGGACACAACCCGCCGCUCAUCCAUCCACCGCCCACCUUCGCUGGACGCCAGCCGGGCCUCGGCCUAACCUCGCUACCAAGCUCCAUCCACAACACCGACCUGACGUCCAAGAACCACGGCGAUGAUCCGGUCAUCAGCAGCACCGUUGACGCCAUGCUUACAAAAAGGUCCAAGGUGAAGAACGAGGCAGACGGACUGAGGCCAACGUCUCCAUGUUCACCGAACCGUCGCCGUUUGUCGGAGCUGAAGGACGACGCGGAUCGAGACGAAUCCAAACAGGAAGCCGAAGCCGUUUACGAAACCAACUGUCGCUGGGAAAACUGCAGCAAAGAGUUCGACUCCCAGGAGCAGCUCGUCCACCACAUCAAUAAUGACCACAUCCACGGGGAGAAGAAGGAGUUCGUCUGCCGCUGGGAUUCUUGUUCUCGGGAACAGAAACCGUUCAAAGCUCAGUACAUGUUGGUGGUUCACAUGAGGAGACACACGGGGGAGAAACCACACAAGUGUACGUUUGAAGGCUGCUCCAAGGCCUACUCUCGUCUGGAAAACCUGAAAACUCAUCUUCGUUCUCACACCGGAGAGAAACCAUACGUCUGCGAGCACGAAGGCUGCAACAAGGCUUUCUCCAACGCCUCGGACCGAGCCAAGCACCAGAACCGGACCCACUCCAACGAGAAACCGUAUGUCUGUAAGAUCCCCGGCUGUACGAAGCGCUACACCGACCCGAGUUCUCUGAGGAAACACGUAAAGACGGUUCACGGCCCCGAAGCUCACGUCACCAGGAAGCAGCGCAGCGAUCCGCUGCCGCCGAGGCUGAGAGAAAACGGCGAGAACGAGACGGAACCCGGAGACGCCAAGAUGGCCGACGGCGCCCCCAGAGGCCUGGAGGACUUUCUGCACGUCAAAGGAAUCAAAACGGAAAACUCUGUGGUGUAUCAGUCCAGCCCUGGCGGUCAGUCAUCAUGCAGCAGCGAACCAUCACCACCUGGCGGCACCGCCAACCAUGACAGUGGAGUAGAGACGGCGGCGCUCAUCGGGGGGAGUCUGGAGGACCUCAUCGCCCUCGAUGACCUCCAUGAAGGAUCCGGUGGUGUCGCAGCAGUGGGUCGAAACUUCAGGAAGCAGUUCAGCACCAGCCGCUGCCUCGAGCAGCUAAAGACGGAGAAGCUGAAGGCGGCGAUGGACUCAUGUCGGUGGGAAAGCAACCCAACAGAACUGGACCUUGGCACCAAACUCCCACCGAUGCCAGCGAGUGGGUUCUUCCUGGACAGUCCCAGUAUGGAUGGUGGUCCCAUGUCCUUUCCUGGUUCCGGUAAAGUGACUGAGGUGGGAAACCUGUUGGAUCGAUGCGACAGCACCUCCAGCACCUUGAGUUUAGUUUACAGCCGCCGGUCCUCGGGUAUCUACCCUGGUUUCUCCAGCCGGGCCUCCCAACUCGACUGCCCCAGCAACAUCACCUCAGCAGACUCCUGCAACCCAAUCUCUGCUUUCUUGCGGCGCUCCAGUCAGGCCAGUCAGUGUGGGGGGCAGCUGGGUGGCUAUGGGAGUCUGACCCCAGCCCAGCACUACCACUUCAAGGCUAAAUACACCAUCGCCACUGGAGGGGAGCCUCUGAUGCCUCUUCCAUGCAUGGACCACGUGCUCCAGUCCUCUAACAGAGUCCUUCCUUCCAGGCAGCAUGGAAGCUUGAUGCCCCAUGAGGUCCCGUCAAACAUCCCCCGCCGAGCCAGUGACCCGGUGACACAGCUGGCGAUGGAUCCUUCCAGCCAGCCUCGAAUGCAGCGCUACAACAGGUUGGACACCAUGCAGCCUCAUCCGCCUCCUGCAGCAGAUCAGCAGUGUUUGUCCCAGCAAGCCUCCAUCCACCGCUUCCCUUCCAGCACUUCAGUCACCAUGAAACCAACCAACAUCCCGGAUAAAGACUCAUCACUGCCCGACCUCAGCAACGCAACUAACAGAGUGUCAACCGACCACCAAGAUCAUCAAAGAUCCUUCGCCCUCCAGCAGCAGUUGUAUCACCAGGGAAGGAUAAACCAGAACCAGUCCACUCAGGUUCUGCCCUCUUUGAGUCCAGGGAUGUUUCCAUCUUCGCUGAGGAACAAUGGACCCAUCCAGUGGAACAAAACCUCUUCAGGAUUCCCCCAAGUGAACCUGGUCAUCCACCAGCAAAACCAGAACAUUGGAUCUCUCAAUCACAAUCUCAGCUCCAAUCAGCAGAGAUGCACUCAACCGAACUCUGAACCGGGAACAAACGUCUUCCAGCAUCUCAAUGAGGUGGUCAGAUCUCAGUGCAGGUUCAGGAAAGGCGUCGGUGGGUUUGACAGGAAUGGAAACAAGCCGGUGCAUGUUCAACUAGAGGACUGUGACGGACCGAUGUUGAUUCUCCAGCCGAGGCCACCAAGAGAACCCAAACCUCAGCAGCAAACAAGGGACCCACCAAAUUCCAAGUUCUCCACCACGUUAGGACUUCAUUGCAGUGGUAACGUCGAUGCUGUGCAGUACACGGGGCGGAUUCAUGUAUUUGAGCCCAAUGGGAACCUUCAUGUACCUUCUCUAGUGGACCUAUCUCUUUUUGAGGACUAUGCAGCAUCUCCUGGUUCAGGCGGCGACCAGGCGGCGCUGGAGCAGAUCGACUUCAACAUCAUGCUGGAUGGCAGGGAUCUCUCCAGCCUUGUGUUGGGAACCCUCAGUUCAAGUUUGCUGCAGAGUCCUUCCCAGAACUCCUCCCGUCUCAUGCCGCCCAGGAACUCAGUCACGUUGCCGCCGGUUCCGACUGGGAACAUGGCGAUUGGGGACAUGAGCUCCCUGCUGACUGCUCUGGCAGAGGAAAGCAAGUUCCUCAACCUGAUGUCUUGGCUACAAACUAAACUUUACUCUGACGGGAAUGUGUUCGCACAAUAAACAUUCACUUUAGACUGAUGGGAUUUGGUGCCAGAAGCCUCUGCAGUGUCUUGUUUUAAUGUGCAGUCUUAAUCGCUCAUUAUUUAAAAUGACAGUUUUCUAUUGUUUUUUUGAAAAGCCAUAAUUCUGUUUUUCUGCCUUAGGUGCAGUUGUGAACAAAUAUUUACUUACAUUUGUUAAUAAUCACAUAUAUCGCAGCAGUCUUUAGGUUCCUAUGUUUGUUAUAGCAUGUAUUUUGGUUCUUCUAUAGAUUUACUCUGAAGGUCUUCUGGAAAUAGUUCCAUGGCCUCUUAACAUCUCUUAUGUUUGACUACAGCUGCUGACUCCUCUGAGUCAAUUUAAAUAGAACCCAUUAGAUCCACUCAGAGUCGUUCUGUGGUCAGACGGAACAAAAACUGAGCAGAAAUAUGUUUGGAGGAGAGAAGAUGAGGUCUUCAACCCUAAGAACACCAAACCUACCGUCAAGUAUGCAGGUGGCAAUAUCAUGCUCUGGAGCUUUCUAGAAGUCCUUCUGGACUGGUUUCUGACUGUAUGUUGGACUGGUUCUGGACUUUUCUUUUCUUGGACUUUUGCUUGAGGAUUGGUUGUGGGCCCAAUUUUGAUUUUGUACUGGUUGUUGACUUAUCUAGGACUGGUUUAUUACUGGUUAUAUGACUGGUUUCAGGCUGUAUUUUGGGCAGUUUUUGGACUUUUAGGAGUCAUCUAGAUUUGAUUUUGAUCUUGUGUUUUGACAUUUUCAGAACCAUUUCUAGUCUUUCUAGUCUAAUCUUUAGACCAUUUCUAAAGCUAGUGGGGUUUGCUAGAAGAGCAUCUGGACUGGAUUCAGACUGUAUGUUAGACUGGUUUUGAACUUUAGGAGUAGUUUCUUUCGGUUUGGUCUCAAUUUUGUACUGGUUUUAGACUUUUUAGGACUGGUUUCAGAUUGUCUUAAGUGAAUCACCAAACCCACCGUCAAGCAUGUUGGUGGCAUUAUCAUACUCUGGGGUUUUCUAGAAGAGCUCUUGAACUAGUUUCAGACUCUGGUUUUAGACUUUUUAGAACUGGCUUCAUACUGUAUUUUGACUGGUUCAGAACGUUGUUUUGGACUGGCUCAAGUAUUGAUUUUGGUCUUGGUUUUAGACUUUUUGAGGACUGGUUUCAGACUACCUUAGGCAGGUCUUAGGCUGUUGAGGACUGAUGAUCAAGCAUGAUGGUGGUAGUAUCAUGCUCUGGGGCCCAAUCCUGGGUUUUGGUUCUUUCAUAAGUUUAUUAAGUUCUUCUGUAAAUAAAACCAAAAUUACCAGGUCAAAAAUAUUCGUACAGAAAUAUUACUGUUUGUCCAUUUCCACAUCAGUUUGGUUCUUUUGGUUUCAAACUUCUAGUUUUCUCUUCUGUUGCUUCUUCUUUGACUCCUCUGGGCAGAACUGGUUCAGUUCCACUAAACUUGUCAUCUUUCUGACUUGGUUCUUCAGGUUCUUGAUGGUUUAAGUCAGGACUUUGGGGAGACCAGUCCAGAACCUUCAUUCUAUCCUGAUGGAACCAUUUCUUUACCAUGUCUGAUGUGUGUUUGGACUCAUUGUCUGGUUGAAACAUCCAACUGUGUCCAAGAUCACCCUUAUGCUGAUGGUUUUAGGUUCUCCUGAAGAACGUGGAGGUAAUCCUCCUUCAUUAUUCCAUUUACUUUGUGGAAAUUUCCAGUUCCACAGAGCAUGAUACUGCCACCUUCAUGCUUGAUGGUAGGUUUGCUGUUAAACUUCUCUCUUCCAAACAGAGUUCUGAUUGGUUUUUACUAUUUUUUUUGUAGCAAAGACUCUGGUUUCAAUCAUUCUCUCACAGAAAGUUCAGACUUGUGAUGUAACUGAUCUCUAUAAGUGUUUGUGGAGUUUUGUUCACGACUGCAGCCACCAGCGGUACUUUCGGUUGUUGUCCACAUCUGCAGUAAGAUCACUUUACUAAGUGCCUGCCUCAGCUAAGCAUUAAACUGUACUUGGAAUGUACCAUCACUGUAAAUUAGCGGAGCUCGGCUUUGUUUCAGAUCAUUUCUGCUGGAGUUCAAUCCUCGCUUCCCUCAGCCAGCCGGGAUCUGAUUAGUGAUUAACUUUGACGUCCGGGCGUCACAUGAAGCGGAACGUUGACGAAUCCACUGAUCAGCUCUGAAUACUGAACAUCCGAGGGCAGGAUCUUCCUUUUCUACGCCGUCGCAGCAGCAGUUUGUUUGUUUGUGCUGAACGAAAUGUCUGUAAAUAUCGUUUGUACAUUUUUAAGAAAUACAACGCUGACUUUGAUUUUU